Molecule: messenger RNA, 1116 nt
Organism: Striga hermonthica
Lineage: Eukaryota; Viridiplantae; Streptophyta; Magnoliopsida; Lamiales; Orobanchaceae
Source: the annotation of a GenBank genome assembly
AUGCGUCUCUACACGCGCCUCCGCGCAUCACCGUCUCCGCCGCCUAUCCGUUUCUCUCUCGGCCCUCGGUCAAAUUUAGUGCAUUUGAACUUCCCCAAUAAUUUCUUGCCUAGUUAUGCCAAGCCCAUCCCCAGAACUUCGUUUUACUGUAAUGGGCUCCGGCCAUUUUCGCAUACUUACAGCGCAACAGGUGAAAUCGAAGCUGAUAUGGCUGUGGCAGAGGAAGAGAAUACUGAUAAACUGAGAAGAAAUCUUGAGGCUGUGGGAUUAAAUGCUGAUUGUUGUAGGCCGGGACAGUAUGAUAUAGUGUAUUGUCCCAAGUGCGAAGGUGGGCAGCCGAUACAUAGAAGUCUCUCGGUUUACAUAAGUCAAGACUGGAGCUAUGCAAUAUGGAGGUGUUUUCAUCUACAAUGUGGAUGGGCGGGCAAGGUUUUUGCUGAUACCAAAAAAGCUAGCCCGGGGGAGAGUAUAAAGCUAGAGAAGCUGAGUGAUGAGUUGCUUGCAUAUUUUGCCGAAAGGAUGAUAUCAAAGGAAACACUGGAGAGAAAUAAUGUUAUGCAAGCUGGUGAUUGGAAAACCAUUGCCUUUCCGUACAGAUUAAAUUGGGAACUCGUGGGCUGUAAGUAUCGAACACUUGAAAAAAAGUUUUGGCAGGAAAAGAAUACGGAGAAAGUGCUUUACGGGCUUGAUGACAUAGCUGAUUCGGACGAGAUUAUAAUUGUUGAAGGUGAAAUAGACAAAUUAUCUGUUGAAGAAGCUGGUUUUUUCAACUGUGUUAGUGUUCCAGGUGGCGCACCACAAACAGUUUCGCUCAAAGAGCUUCCAUCUCCAGAUAAGGACACCGGCUUUAAGUACUUAUGGAAUUGCAGAGAGUAUCUCGACAAGGCGACUCGAAUUAUACUGGCAAUUGAUUGUGAUGGACCGGGCGAUGCUUUAGCUGAAGAGCUUGCUCGUCGGCUUGGAAGAGAGAGAUGUUGGCGAGUACAUUGGCCCAAGAAAGGAGAAGGCAGCUUGCUAAAAGAUGCAAAUGAGGUCCUCGUGAAUCUUGGCGUGGAAGCUCUAAGAGAUGCGAUAAAAAAUGCAGAAUUAUAUGACGCGGAUAAGAUGAGUAAUUAG